Parnassius apollo (apollo) is the source of this 561-nucleotide messenger RNA. Lineage: Eukaryota; Metazoa; Arthropoda; Insecta; Lepidoptera; Papilionidae. The record is from the annotation of a GenBank genome assembly.
AUGCACAAACUUAUUGAAUCAGAAAUUUGGCUUGCCUGUUCAGCAACUAGAAAGACUAAUAAUCAAACUGUUGAUUGCAUUAAUUGCACCGAUUUAGCGUUGAAGUUGGGAAUUAAAUUAUGCCAAAGUCUUCCCGCCUUCCAUGCAUUUACAGGUUGCGAUUACACGGCAGCCUUUUACAACAAAGGGAAAGUAAAACCUUUUCAGGAAUUUUCGAAAAAUGAAGAAUAUCAAACCGUUUUUGCACCAUUAACAGAUGCUGCUGAUAUUUUCAUUGAUGAAAAAAUGAAGACCGUUCAAGAAUUUGCGGCUAGUAUGUACGGUAUCAGGAACUGCACCAGUGUGAAUGAUGCGAGACAUCAUAUUUUUAUGAAAAAUUACUCUGCAAAAGAAGACAGCGAGCACUUUUUAAAAAAAAUAAAAGGCUUCGACUCCAACUCUAUACCACCAUGCUGGAUAUCAUUAACUCAGAAAAUUUUACGAACUAUUUUCGUAAAUUCCAUGUGGCUUAAUGCAACGGAUCCAAUAUACGUGAAACUUGAGCCUGAGAACUGCGGAUGA